Messenger RNA from Triticum dicoccoides, 1239 nucleotides. RefSeq names its product tetraspanin-8-like. The transcript has 2 exons. Gene Ontology annotation, cellular component: membrane. Gene Ontology annotation, biological process: auxin-activated signaling pathway. The record is from RefSeq and is a predicted model, not a curated record. The coding region runs from base 72 to 881 and encodes 269 amino acids. Lineage: Eukaryota; Viridiplantae; Streptophyta; Magnoliopsida; Poales; Poaceae.
ACCCCCACCCCACCCCCACCCCGUCACGCGCACGCCCCACGAGGAAGAGGGAGCACCGAGCGGCGGCGGCCAUGGCGCGGUGCAGCAACGGGCUGCUGGGCCUGCUGAACGCGGGGGUGCUGGUGCUCGCCCUCGUCGUCCUCGGCGGCGGCAUCUGGCUGAGCCACCGGGCCUCCACCACCGACUGCGAGCGGUUCCUGGAGCGGCCGGUCAUCGCGCUCGGCGCCCUCCUCCUCGCGCUCUCCCUCGCGGGCCUCGCCGGCUCCCUCUGCCGCGCCUCCUGCCUCCUCUGGCUCUACCUCGUCGCGCUCUUCCUCCUCAUCGCGCUCCUCCUCGUCUUCACCGUCUUCGCCUUCGUCGUCACCAACCGCGGCGCCGGCUCCGUCGUCUCCGGCCGCGGCUACAAGGAGUACCGCCUCGGGGAGUACUCCACCUGGCUCCAGCGCCGGGUCGAGAGCGCCGACAACUGGGCCAAGAUCCGCAGCUGCCUCCGCGACGGCGGCGUCUGCCAGAGGUUCGGGGCCAGGGGGGAGUCGCUGCAGCAGUUCGUCACCAACAACCUCUCCCCGAUUCAGUCUGGAUGCUGCAAGCCCCCAACCGGGUGCAACUUCACCUACCAGAGCGAGACCGUCUGGGCCAAACCUACUGGCCUCAACUCUACCAACGACCCUGACUGCAACACGUGGUCGAAUGAUCAGAGGGCCCUCUGCUACGACUGCCAGUCAUGCAAGGCCGGCGUGCUUGCCAACCUGAAGAACGACUGGAAGAAGAUCGCCACCGUCAACAUCAUAUUCCUCAUCUUCCUCAUCAUCGUCUACUCUGUUGGGUGCUGCGCUUUCAGGAACAACAGGCGGGACAACUCGUACCCAGCCUGGAAGUGAGUGAGAUGCCUGGCGAGGCUUAGGUAAUUAGGCUGAUGUUCAGCGUUAGCAGUUGGCUCGUUGUCCUGUGUCAAGCAACACUAUCGUCUAUCCUGUAGCUCCGAUGAUGUUUGAACCGUCGAUAGUUGGUAAUGGCGCAUGCUUAGAGUCAGUCUAUUGCUUCUGUCUGCAAAUGCAUUGUUGCUCCAUGGAUUCUUGCAACUGGGAACCCCAGAGACCAUGGUCAACUUUACAGGAUCCUCCAGAAUGUACAAACUGAGAAGCUGCACUCAUUCUACUGGCCAUAGGUGCUUGCUUUGAUCUGCAUCCAUGGUAACUUUGUCUCGCUACCUCAGUUUUUAUCUUGCUCCUUUUUUCA